AAGAAGCCAUUUAAAGUAAUCAUAAACAAUCAAAAGCUGAGUUACUUAAACUUUAUCUUACACUGCCCGUUCCCCGCUUUUUUCCUUUUUUUUCUUUCUUUUUACACUUUUUCAUGUCUCCUUUUAGUCAUCUUUUUGUAUCAAAGAGUCGUAAAGUACCUUUUGAAGUAUCGAUUAUCAUUAGAGAUUUAGUGAAUAUACCACUUGUUAGUGGAUACUAUUAUGUCAGUUGGAAAUUAAAGCACGCAACACACACAGGAGGAUCAACACCAAGUGUUCACAUCAAGGACCACCAAGUAACAUGGAAUUAUCCUAUUAAUACGAUGUCAAAGUUAGUGAUCGAUAAACACCAAAUGCUGAGUGAUUGUGAACUCAAGUUGGAAAUAUACCAAAAAGGCGGUAUCAAAAUUGGUACGUUGAGCAUCAACUUGUCUGAAUAUGCUGGUUCAGGUGUUAUCACUGAGCGAUACCUAUUACAAGAUUGUAAAUUCAAUUCUACGAUAAAGCUUACAUUACGGAUGAAUACUAAAUCCGAUGGUUAUCCACAAUUCCAAACUCCGCCCUUGUCAAGGAAGCAGAUAUUUAAAGAUAUCCCAACUGUUGUUCAUGAGCGAAGUCUGGAUAUUCCACAACAAUAUAAACAACUAAGAAAGUCUCAGUCCGUGAUGUCACUGCCAAAAUAUUGUAAAGUACAAAGUAAUACACUAGAUGAACCUUCACCGGUUGACUUGGUCGAACAAUUGUUUGCACAUUAGAGUUGUACUACAUUUAAACAUAAGCAUAAAUAUAUACAUAAUCAUAAAAAAAAAGAAGCAUAAAAUAAAUAGGGAGGAAUGACUUUACUGUAUGCCAUGAUGAUUCACUUUUGAUGAGGCCUACUUCCAUACUUGGUUAUGUAUGAGCUAAAUUGAAACAAUAUAUUAAUAAGUUGCGCGUAAUAUAUUUCAUAUAUCUUGGUUACCUAAUGAAUUUGCGCAGUUGGAAAUACCAUAAAAAGCAG
This is a messenger RNA of Rhizopus microsporus ATCC 52813, 1000 nucleotides long. RefSeq lists its product as uncharacterized. The coding region runs from base 114 to 755 and encodes 213 amino acids. The record is from RefSeq and is a predicted model, not a curated record. The transcript is spliced from 5 exons. NCBI's taxonomy places the organism in Eukaryota, Fungi, Mucoromycota, Mucoromycetes, Mucorales, Rhizopodaceae.